This is a messenger RNA of Miniopterus natalensis, 6111 nucleotides long. It is a transcript of the gene DEPTOR, whose product is annotated as DEP domain containing MTOR interacting protein. Gene Ontology annotation, cellular component: plasma membrane. Gene Ontology annotation, biological process: positive regulation of GTPase activity; intracellular signal transduction; G protein-coupled receptor signaling pathway. The record is from RefSeq and is a predicted model, not a curated record. Gene Ontology annotation, molecular function: GTPase activator activity; protein binding; guanyl-nucleotide exchange factor activity. Lineage: Eukaryota; Metazoa; Chordata; Mammalia; Chiroptera; Miniopteridae.
AUGGAGGGCGGCAGCGCUGGCAGCGCCGGCAGCGGUGGCAGCGACAGCAGCCCCAGCGGGAGUGGCGGGGCGCAGCAAAGGGAGCUGGAGCGCAUGGCCGAGGUCCUGGUCACCGGGGAGCAGCUACGGCUCAGGCUGCAUGAAGAAAAGGUUAUUAAAGAUAGGCGACAUCAUCUCAAAACCUACCCAAACUGUUUCGUUGCAAAAGAACUGAUUGACUGGCUGAUUGAGCACAAAGAGGCUUCUGACCGCGAGACAGCAAUUAAACUCAUGCAGAAAUUAGCAGACCGGGGCAUCAUUCAUCAUGUGUGUGACGAGCACAAGGAAUUCAAGGAUGUCAAACUCUUCUACCGCUUUAGAAAGGAUGACGGUACCUUCCCACUGGACAACGAAGUGAAGGCCUUCAUGCGAGGACAGAGGCUAUAUGAGAAGCUGAUGAGCCCUGAAAACACACUCCUGCAGCUCCGGGAAGAGGAGGGGGUCAAGUACGAGCGGACCUUCAUGGCAUCUGAAUUCCUGGAUUGGCUGGUUCAGGAAGGUGAGGCCACCACAAGGAAAGAAGCAGAGCAACUAUGCCACCGGCUUAUGGAGUAUGGCAUCAUUCAGCACGUGUCCAACAAGCACCCAUUCGUGGACAGCAAUCUUCUCUACCAGUUCAGAAUGAACUUCCGGCGGAGGCGAAGACUCAUGGAGCUGCUCAAUGAAAAAUCCCCUUCCCAGGAAACGCAUGACAGUCCCUUCUGCCUGAGGAAGCAGAGCCACGACAAUCGGAAAUCUACCAGUUUUAUGUCAGUCAGCCCCAGCAAGGAGAUCAAGAUCGUGUCGGCCGUGAGGAGGAGCAGCAUGAGCAGCUGUGGCAGCAGCGGCUACUUCAGCAGCAGCCCCACCCUCAGCAGCAGCCCCCCUGUGCUCUGCAACCCCAAGUCUGUGUUAAAGAGGCCCGUCACCUCUGAGGAACUCCUGACUCCCGGAGCACCAUAUGCAAGGAAGACAUUCACGAUUGUCGGUGACGCCGUGGGCUGGGGCUUCGUGGUGCGAGGAAGUAAGCCGUGCCACAUCCAGGCCGUGGACCCCAGUGGCCCCGCGGCCGCCGCGGGAAUGAAGGUCUGUCAGUUUGUCGUCUCUGUCAACGGGCUCAACGUGCUGCAUGUGGACUACCGGACCGUGAGCAAUCUGAUUCUGACGGGCCCGCGGACCAUUGUCAUGGAAGUCAUGGAGGAGUUAGAGUGCUGAGUGGGUGGCCCCCCGGCGCUUCGAGGGGCCUGCAGAGGAGCAACACCGAGACAACGCGAAGCAGUGCAAGGACCAGACUUCCAUGCACUUGGGCGGCCCUGGAUGUGCAGAUCUUUCCUCCACGCACACACAUCUGAAUUUGAGUUUCAUACACUGUAUGAAGUGGAAGAACCGGGUAAUACAUCUUACAGACAACAGCUUACGUCAGUGUAGAAAAGAUCUGAGACAGAAUUUUCUUACUGGGUAGAAUUGCUUUACCUGAUCUCUGUUUGUAGUUUUCAUCCACUGUUUCUUAUCUUAACUUGCAGAAAGUUGUUGAAAUGCUUCUCUAGCCAAAACAGCAACAUGCUAAAAUCCCCUUCGUUAAGAGUCAGUAGAGGAGUUUUCAUAGACUUUAAAUUGAAUCCUCACCGAAAUGAGCAUGGGACUGUUUAUUAGAGAAUGUAGAUUUCACCGAGCUUCAAAUUAAAGCAACGAGCACAGGAGUGGUGCCUGUUGAUUAGCAUUUUGAAGAGGGUUCUAAAGCAUUCAAGAGCUUAAAAGCCAUGGAAAAAAUGGCUUUUUCUUAAUUCCUGCCCUUAAAAGUAUCAACUUUUAACAUAUGUUUUCAACUAUGGCAUUAGAUAAAAAACAAAAACUCUGUGAUGAUAUGGGUGAGUAGAUAGGGAGAUGCUACUUAAACUUGUUUGCUCUGUUUUGUCUGUCUGAGCCGAAAUCAUUUUGUUCUAUCAGCUACAGCAUCUUCCAGAAUUAAUGCUGAAUGUGUUGAAUGUCAAAACAGAGGCAUCUGUACAUACACAUAGAGUUCAGAAUCGAGCCUCUGGCAAAAUUUCACUUUGAGGUUGUCCCCUCUUAAGUGAAGUAUCCUAGAACUUGGCCCAUAUGUGAUAAAACUUGAAACGACAUUGCCUUAUUGGCCUGAAUAUUUACUAGCUUUCUAGUAGAACGUAUUCUAAGGAAAUGGCCUGCUGCUUAUUUGGCAGGAUUCUUUUUCGCCAAAAAGCAGGCUUUGUGUUGUAACUUUGCAGCUCGCUUGUAUAUAUGCAUGUUUCUUUUUUUGGUCUAGAAAAGAAUGAAUUUUGAGGCUUGGUGUAUAGAGGAAAUUCCUCAAAGUGCCAAAUUAGGGAGCCAGGGAAUGCUGAAUUCUUCAUUUCAUAUAAUGCAUUCUGAACGAUGAGGUUACUUUCCUAUUAUGUAUUAACAAAAUAAAAUAUGAAUGAUGUACCUCAGCCAUUAUUUUGUGAUAGGUUAUCAUAAUGUCUUGGUACUGGUGGAAUCGACAUACUGUGUUAAAGAUGCUACAUAUAUAUGUUUCUGGUAAUCCAACAUUUCUGAUCUAUAGCUUUAGUCAGAGACUAGGGUUGCAAAGUAAGAUAGAAUGGCUACUAUUAAUACUGUCAAUCUACAUUUGAGAAAUAUUAUCAUCUCCAUACACAUGAUCGUAUGUGUGUUUGUACUGUAUGCCAGUCUCUGUGCCACCGUCUUAACAAAUAUGAUCUCUUUUCAUCGCCGCCACAACCCCCAAGGCAGGGAUUAUCCUCUUUUCGGUUGUGGAAACUAGGUCUGAGCAAGUUUAAAAAUGGUGUCUAAGUUCACCCAGCUGCAAGAACUACUAAGUGAUAGUAGCCUGGAUUCAAACACGGGUUUGUUUAAUGUUAAAGCCCAUGUUACCACCCCCCAGCCUUCCCCCCUGUAGGGACCUUCUGUUGAAGGCUUGCUCUGUACCAGGUGCUGUGCUAAACUGUACAUUGCUUAUUCCAAUUGACCUGUGAGGUCAAUGCCAUUGUCCGCAUUUCACAACUGAGGAAACUGACCCACAAAGAGGUUUGUCUUAUGCUCAAGGCCACACAACUAGUAAGUGUGUGGCUUUAAAAAUUUUUAUAACAGCUUUCAAAGAUGAGCCUUAAAUGCUUUCUGUCCCCAGGUAUUCAUUAAUUGACAAGAGAAGGACCACCUUUCAGGAAAUGGCAUCUUCUUGCCUGCUACUUGUACAUUUUUCCCUUGUCGUAAUGCCCUUGAUCUUGGACCCUGGCACAAUAUCACUUCCCUUUAGCCAGUCUAAGCACCAGAGAAGUCAGUGUCCAGCUUUAUUUACUCCACAGAGCCUCCUGCCUGCGAAAUUUACUUGAUGCAGUGUCAUUAAUAUCUUUGGUUGUAUGAAUAUCAACAGGAAAGAAGGAAGGGAGGGAGGGAGGGAGGGACUGUUUUCUCCUUUGGCUCUCAUCACUUUCAGUUUAAAGGCCAAAUGCUAGAGAAUUCUACUUAGGGCAAAGAGAGCUUCACCUUAGCUACUCCUCCAGCCCACCCGUGGCAUCCUCGCACUGUGAUAAAAGUGAAUACUCCCACCCCUCUGCGGGGCCUAUCUAGCUCCCUCCAGCCUUUGCACAUGCAGCUUCUCGUCCCUGGAAUAUCCUUCUAUCUCCUUUGCCUGGAAAAAUCUGUCUCAUUAAUUCCCAUUAGAUAUUGUCUCCUCUGAGAAACCUUUUCCAGCUCCCUACUUCUGGGAUUCACGCUCCUUCUCUAAAUUCCCAUGCACCCUCAUGCGCCAACCACCUAUAAUUCCAGCACUGAUGACAUUGACUUUGAAAUUGUCGCAUUGCAUGUCUGUCUCCCUAACUAUACUCUGAGCUUCUGCAGAAAAUGGACGGGUCUUCUUACCCAGGUAUUCCCUUCGCCUAGCGCAGCCCUGACACAGUAGUGUGGCAGCUCUCCAUGGCUGUCCAACGAACCACCCCCAAACAUGCCUUCUAGCAUUAUUUAUUUGCUCAUGAUCUAUGGUUGGCAGUUUGGGCAGCGCUCUGCCGGGGUGGCCAGCCACUGCUCCAUGUGGUACCCAUUGGGUUUACACAAACAUUUGUGGUCAGUGAAUAGUUGGUGGGGGGCUGGCUGAUCUUGGAAGACUUCAUGCAUAUGUCUCGCAGUUGGCUGGGGCUGUUGGCUGGGGUGCCUCAGUUCUGUUCCUCGUGGCCUUUCCCCACAGCUAGCCCAGGCUUCCUCAUGAGGCCUCAUGAGAUCAAAGAGGGUGAGAAUGGAAACUGCCUGACCUUUCGUGGACUUGAUUGGAAGUCACACAGUGUCACUUGGAUAGCAUUUGGUUGUCCAAAGCAAGUCACAAAGAAUCAAGAGGUAGGGAAGUAGCCUCUACCUUUGAUGGGAGGAGCUAUAAAGAAUUUGUGGCUAUUUUUACUCCACCAAGAGUAGGUACACAUUAUUUUUUGAAUAAAGGACUAAGGAGUUGCCCAGUUAUUGAAAGACUUCAGCUCUCCAGAUGCAAAUUACUGACCAACCACUGGGUAGAAGUGUAACAUUAAGUUCUGAAUAAAGCCCAGUGCCUAAUAAAAACUUCAAAGUCAGAAAAUGCUAAAUUGAUAGUGCUACAUGGAGCCAUGGAGCACACAGUUUAAUCUUCCUGUCCUGUUGAUGAGAAAGCAGGUGUGAAAUUGUCAGCUGGCAUGUCCAAAAUCAUGAGGCUUGUUGGGUUCAUAGCCUGGGCCAAACUUCAGUCUCCUGGCCCCCAAUCCUAUGUCAUUUCCAGUCUGGUGUUCUGCAGUGUAGGGUAAUUUGGUGAAAACAGGCCUUUGGCUUUGGGGUACUUAUAAAAUGCGAAUGGUGCCAUGUACCUGUGAAGGUGGGUGAAGGGUAUACAUUUUAAUUGACUCAGGUUGUUAAAUUAUCCUUUAAAAAAAUAUAAGUAUUUCAUGUGGUAUGUUGACAGUAGAACUACUUUAACCUUUAGAAACUCCAUCCCUAAAUGUAACACCAAGAAUUAUUAUCAAUUAACAGUAAGCAGUAUUUCUAAGAACUUUUAUUUCAAUGUACGUGUGUGUCUGUGUGUAGCAGUGUAUUGCAUUAAGGUUUCACUCAUUAGAAUCCCUGAAAUGGCAUUCUUCGUUCCCAGAGAAAACACUUUUGAUAUGUUUGUUAAUUCUGUUGUAGAGAGAAAAAUGCCUUUUAGGUUGAUCCUACUGUCUGAUGUUUUAUCAUUAAUGUCUGUUAAAUAAUUAUAUAAAUUGAUCGGGGGACUAGUUGAGAAAUGAUGGAUAACAUGAAGAAGAUAUCCACGUCUGAGUAGAUUAGAUGAGAUCGACUUCACACCAUCUUAAAGGUGACUGUUGGAGUGGCAGCAGUGAAUAAAUUAAAAUCAUUGCUUUCAGUUCAAAGAGGAGGCUUACAUUUUCAGAUACUCAUUCCUUUCAAAUAUGCUGUGAAAAUAAUCCACUUUCAGGACCUAUUUUAAACUAAUAAUGUUAACUAUUCUCUCCUGUUGAGUAUUAAUCCCAUUUUCAUUUUUGUUCAUAAAUGGUCAGAAUAACUCUUUUCAGUUUUGCUGAUUGGUUGGAGUCUACUGAUAUCAUUGACCAUGGUUUUACUCAUUUAAGGCAGAAUUUCAGGUAUAAUGUUUUUCCUCAGUUCAAUACCAAAAGGACAAAUCUGCAGUGUGCCAAAAUGAAGAUCAUCAUCAAAGUUAGCGUAUGGUAUUGUUAAAUGCAUUAAUAUAUGUACUUAGUAUAUAUGCUUAUUUUUAAAUUAGAUUGAAAUUUAUGUUCUCCCUUUAUUAAAAAUUGUAGUAUAAUACUUAAACUGAUAAGGUGAAAAUAGAUAGUAGAGCAUGAAAUAAAUGUUAAAUUUUUAAAACAGUGACUUUAGGGUUUCACUUUUCUUGUCUUUUAGAACAAAUUAGCUAUUUUUUAUUCUAAGAAAGGGUUGCAUUUAUAAAGCUGAUCAACUGCUAACCUAUCAGAAAAGAACACAUGGGACUCGUCUCCAAUUCUCUAAUGUAGCCAAAAGUGCCAUUUGUAAAACUACUUAAUGAUGGAUGUUUUCUGAAGCUUUUUUGCCUGGAAAAAAAAUAAGUGCAUUAAAAAGCUUUUUAUGUAC